Messenger RNA from Knipowitschia caucasica, 2271 nucleotides. NCBI's taxonomy places the organism in Eukaryota, Metazoa, Chordata, Actinopteri, Gobiiformes, Gobiidae. The record is from the annotation of a GenBank genome assembly.
AUGAACGAUAACCCGCCAGUCAUCAGCCUCCUGUCACUCAACACAGAGAUGGUGGAAGUUAGUGAAAACGCGCAGAGGGGAUAUGUCAUCGCGUUAGUGAGGGUGUCCGAUAAAGACUCGGGGGCGAAUGGCAAAGUGCAAUGCAGGCUCCAGGGCAAUGUACCAUUCAGGCUGCAAGAAUACGAAAGCUUUUCCACUAUUCUUGUGGAUGGUAGACUUGACAGGGAGCAGAAGGAUACGUAUAACCUAACCAUACAAGCUGAGGACAGUGGCAUCCCUCCUUUACGCGCCACAAAGUCCCUAGUGGUCAAAGUUACAGACGAGAACGACAAUCCUCCACUCUUCUUAAAGCCACACUAUCAAGAAAUGGUCAUGGAGAAUAAUUUACCCGGGUCCUGCUUGUUGGAGGUGGCGGCUGAGGACCCAGAUUUAGGCAUGAAUGGAACAGUGUCUUACUCCAUAGUCCCGGGUGAAAUCAAGCAUAUGGAUGUAAACACGUACGUAAGCAUCAACCCCUCAGGUAGAAUCUAUUCCAUGCGAUCGUUUGACCACGAGUACACCAGGACUUUUGAUUUCAAAGUUCUGGCUCGGGACAAUGGCAACCCAUCACUGUCCAGCAACGCCACUGUUCGAAUUGUUGUCCUGGACGUGAACGACAACACUCCUGUAAUGACCAACCCUCCGUUAGUCAAUGGCACUGCUGAGGUCUCCAUCCCACGGAACGCAGGCGUGGGCUACAUGGUGACCCAGGUAAAAGCGGACGACUAUGACGAAGGAGAGAAUGGGAGAUUGACGUACACCAUUUCAGAAGGCGACAGGGCCUAUUUUGAGAUAGACCAGGUGAAUGGAGAGGUGAGGUCCACAAGGUUAUUUGGAGAAAGUGUGAAAUCCACCUAUGAAAUAACAGUGGUGGCAAGGGACCAUGGCAAGCCCUCCCUCUCUGCCUCGGCCUACAUUGUGGUGUACCUUUCCCCGGAUUUGAACGCACAGGAGUCUAUUGGACCGGUCAACCUCUCCCUCAUCUUCAUCAUAGCCCUGGGUUCUAUAGCUGCAAUCCUCUUCGUCACCAUGAUCUUUGUGGCUGUCAAGUGCAAGCGGGACAACAAGGAGAUCCGGACGUACAACUGCAGUUUCUUCUACUUGCGCAGGGUGGCGGAGUACUCCUAUGGCAACCAGAAGAAGUCCAGCAAAAAGAAAAAGCUGAACAAGAACGACAUCCGGCUGGUGCCGCGGGACGUGGAGGAAACGGACAAGAUGAAUGUGGUGAGUUGCUCCUCUCUCACCUCCUCCCUCAACUACUUCGACUACCACCAGCAGAGCCUGCCCCUGGGCUGCAGGCGUUCCGAGAGCACCUUCCUAAACGUGGAGAACCAGAACUCCCGGAACGCCGCCCCAAACCACGGCUACCAGCACCCCUUCCCGGGACAAGGCCACCAGCAGCCAGACCUGAUCAUCAACGGCAUGCCCCUGCCCGAGAAUGAGAACUACUCCAUCGACACCAGCUACGUGAACAGCAGAGCCCAUCUCAUUAAAAGCACGUCCACCUUCAAGGACCUGGAGGGGAACAGCCUGAAGGACAGCGGCCACGAGGAGAGCGACCAGACCGACAGCGAGCAUGACGUCCAGAGAGGCCACUACGUCGAUACGGCCGUCAACGAUGUCCUCAACAUGACGGCCAACCCCAACGUGUGCCAGCUGCCCGAGCAAGAUUCCAAUGAAAGCUUCCACUGCCAAGACGAGUGCCGUAUUCUAGGACACUCUGACCGCUGCUGGAUGCCACGUGCAGCCGUUCCAGCUCGAGCCAAGUCACCAGAGCACUCUCGUAAUGUCAUCGCCCUGUCCAUUGAGGCCACUACGGUGGACGUGCCACACUAUGAGGAUGGCACCAUCAAAAGGACUUUUGCCACCUUUGGCAAGGACGGCCAUGAGGACGUGGAGCGGGGAGAUCUGAAGGGGAAGCGGACUCAGGAGUCUCAGGUGUGCAGCCCUAAGGCCAAUGGAGGGGCAGUGCGAGAGGCUGGGAAUGGACGUGAGGCUGCCAGCCCCAUCACCUCCCCAAUGCACCUGAAGAGCCCAGUGUCUAAACCCUGUCCCUCUGCUUACAACACACUCAAGUGUCGCGAUGCAGAGCGCAUUGCUAACCACAGCAUGCUGCGGCAGCCGGAAGGCAAGGACAGCGAGCCAUCAGUGCGAGAGAUCAACACUCUCCUCCAGGAUAGUCGGGACAAGGAGUCCCCCAGCACCAAGCGCCUCAAAGACAUAGUGCUUUAG